Malurus melanocephalus (red-backed fairy wren) is the source of this 2123-nucleotide messenger RNA. It is a transcript of the gene LDHD, whose product is annotated as lactate dehydrogenase D. The record is from RefSeq and is a predicted model, not a curated record. Lineage: Eukaryota; Metazoa; Chordata; Aves; Passeriformes; Maluridae. The coding region runs from base 1 to 1101 and encodes 366 amino acids. Gene Ontology annotation, molecular function: D-lactate dehydrogenase (NAD+) activity; D-lactate dehydrogenase (cytochrome) activity; FAD binding. Gene Ontology annotation, cellular component: mitochondrion. Gene Ontology annotation, biological process: lactate catabolic process. The transcript has 8 exons.
AUGGAUGCUAUCGCGGAGCUGAGCCUCGAGGACUUCUCGGUGACAGUGGAGCCUGGUGUCACCCGCAAGGCCCUCAACAAGCACCUGCGUGGCACUGGGCUCUGGUUCCCUGUCGACCCUGGGGCAGACGCCUCUCUGUGUGGCAUGGCAGCCACGGGCGCCUCGGGCACCAACGCAGUGCGCUACGGCACCAUGCGCCCCAACGUGCUCAACCUGCGCGUGGUGCUGCCGGACGGGCGCCUGCUCCACACCGCCGGCCCCGGGCGCCAGCCCAGGAAACGGGCGGCCGGCUACGACCUGACCUCGCUCUUCGUGGGCUCCGAGGGCACUCUGGGCUUCCUGACUCAGGCCACCCUGCGCCUGCACCCGCUGCCUGAGGCCACCGCUGCCACCAUCGCCUCCUUCCCCAGCGUGGGGGCAGCUGUGGCUUGCACCGUCCAGGUGCUGCAGGCCGCUGUGCCUGUGGCCCGCAUCGAGUUCCUGGAUGAGGUGAUGGCAGAUGCCUGCUGCCGCUUCAGUGGGAUGGGGCUGCCAGUGGCGGCCACGCUCCUCCUGGAGCUCCAUGGUUCCCGGCACAGCCUGGCUGAGCAGCAGCAGCAGACACAGGAGAUCGUGCGACAGAAUGGUGGCUCCAGCCUGGCCUGGGCRGAGGGGCAGGAGGAGCGUGAGCAGCUCUGGUCCAUGCGCCACAAUGCCUGGUACGCUGCCCUGGCCCUGCGGCCCGGCUGCCAGGGCUACUCCACGGACGUCUGUGUGCCCAUCUCCCGCCUGCCUGAUGUGGUGGUGGAGACCAAGAAGGACCUGCAGGCCUCCGGCCUCACCGCACCCAUGGUGGGACAUGUGGGUGAUGGCAACUUCCACUGCAUCAUCAUCUUGAACUCCCAGGACCCAGAGGAGGUCCAGCGUGUCCACGCCUUCACCCAGCGCCUGGGCAGGCGGGCRCUGGCGGCGGGGGGCACCUGCACCGGGGAGCACGGCGUGGGGCUGGGCAAGCGGGCACUGCUGCAGGAGGAGCUGGGCCAGGAGGGGCUGGACACCCUGCGCUCCAUCAAGGCUGCACUCGACCCCCACAACCUCAUGAACCCCGGCAAGGUGCUGUGAAGGGGAGCACCGGCACUGAGCUGGCAGUGGGAGGACCUCACGCCCUGGAGUCAGGGCCAGGGUGGCCAUGCUGUCCCACACUGCCACCAUCUGUGUCCCCACAAAUCCCACCAUCCCCACCUCUGGAGGYUGGGGAUCCCUAAACCCCCAAUAAACCCUUUUGCACUCACAGUGUCCACAUGCUGUGAUGAUUUCUGGGGGGACAAGACCCCUGAGCCCCUUCCCAGGGGACCCCUGUCCCAGAGAGCACACAAAGGGAGAGGCAUCACUGGGUUCUCACUGCAGCCCCUUCCCCUGAGCCGCAGUGCUGCUGGGACCAGGUGGGAGCUCUCUGGGACUGUCAAGCACCACUGUGGCCAUCCCCACACAGCAGGCACAGGGAGGGGGAAUCGGGUGGGUGGAUGGCUCCAGCACCCCACUGGCAUCAUCUGCUUCACCAAGAAUGCCAGUGAAAUAAAAUAACAGUGAAUAUUUUAUUGAACAUUGUUUUAAUACCAUAUCAAAACACCUUGACUAAUGAAGGAAGCUCCCCCCAAGCUCUGAACUCUUUUUUUCCCCCGGUUUUUUUUUAAUAUAUAAAUACAGAAAGGUUUCCCGCAGGGGCACGGCCACCGGCAGGGGAGGUCUCACCAACGAAAACGCGCCCGCCGCGCCAGAAGGGGAUGGAGGGGGUCACUGCCAUGAAAUGACACUGUCUUGGCACCUCCAGCAAAGUCACCCCUGUGACCAGGRGCAGCCAGGGGCAUCCGGGGGGCCAUUGGGGCCUUCCCCAUACCCUCCUCAAAAGGGUCCAACUCAAAGACGAUGGAAAAGAAAGAGGGGGGAGGUUUUGGCAAGAGGAACCCGGCGAGGGGGCACGGGAGGGGCGGCGGGGAUGCUGCAGCUCUCCAGUCUCUGAGUGGUUAUAGCUGAGUUAAAGAGUGACCAGUCUGUAAACAUCACCGGGGCAGGGAAGCUCAAAUUGAAGAACACGCCAGUCAACACGAAGCUUCAGUUGUGGUUUGUUGUUUGUUUUUUUUUUU